Molecule: messenger RNA, 2483 nt
Organism: Culicoides brevitarsis
Lineage: Eukaryota; Metazoa; Arthropoda; Insecta; Diptera; Ceratopogonidae
Gene: SLC5A11
Product: sodium-coupled monocarboxylate transporter 1
Exons: 9
Coding region: 385-2322 (645 amino acids)
Biological process (GO): sodium ion transport; transmembrane transport
Cellular component (GO): membrane
Molecular function (GO): symporter activity
Source: RefSeq, a predicted model, not a curated record
UAAUUUUCCUCAGAAUUUUUGAAAAUUUUACAUUAAUUUCAAUUGUGACGAAAAAAGUAAAUAAAAAAAUUGCAUCUUUUAUUUAAAAUGCAGCAAUAAAACAAUUGUAAAUCACGCUGAUAGCAACAAUCGUCGAUCGAAUAUGAAUGAAUGAAUGGGACAAGGUGAAGUUUGUUGAUUGUUGUAUCGUCUGCUGCCGAUUAACUUUUGCCGAUCGUCAUCGUCGUCGUCGUUUUUUUCGAAAUGUGUGUCAGUCUACAUUUGAUUGCCUUCCUACACAGACGUGCAUUGCAAGUGUUUGCCUUUUAAAACAGCUUUUUGUCAAUCAAUCGGAAAGUGCUACUUAAUUUGUUAUUUGAUGUUGCAGCUGGCAAACAUACAAAAAUGAGCUCUGAAAGUCAUUUUUUCUUCGACGACGAUCGAACAUUGCCCGUGAAGAAUUUUCACUUCAGCAUCGUCGAUUAUUGCGUUUUUGCGUCGAUGUUGCUGCUGUCUGCGGGAUCUGGAUGUUAUUAUGGAUAUUGGCGGCCUGCUCAUGCGAAAAACUCAACAGAUGAAGAGUCAAAAGACAGAUCAAAACUCGAUUUCGGCUCAAAAUCCAUGAACGAUUACUUACUCGGGUCUCGUAAGAUGAAAGCAUUUCCUGUUGCGAUGUCUCUCGUUGCAAGUUACAUCAGCGGAGUCACUGUUCUCGGUACGCCAUCCGAAAUUUACAACUACGGAACGCAAUAUUGGUUAAUUAUCGUGCCAAUUUUGCUCAUGGGCAUCACAGUUUCGAUCGUUUUUCUGCCAGUUUUUAGUUCGUUAGGCGUCGGAUCGUCCUAUGAGUACUUGGAACUCCGAUUUGACAACAAGAUACGAACAAUAGCCUCUGUGAUGUUCGUCUUAGACGAGAUACUUUUUCUGCCAAUUGUUAUCUACGUGCCAAGUUUAGCCUUCAACCAAGUAACGGGCAUCAACUUAUACCUCGUUGGUUUCAUGGUCUGCGUAAUUUGCCUUUUUUACACAAUUUUGGGAGGAUUACGAGCUGUUGUCUUUACCGACGCUUGGCAAAUCAUGGUAAUGUUCAUAUCAAUCGUUUGCAUAUCAGCUUUAGGCACUUAUUACAUGGGAGGCAUUGGAGAAGUCUUCAGAAUUGCAAUGGAAGGCGGUAGAAUUCAACUUUUUGAAUUCGAUCCUUCAUUAUACAAACGCCAAACUUUCUACGGAGUAGUUUUCGGGGGAUAUCUCUAUUGGACAGCGUUCAAUGCUGUAAAUCAGACAAUGGUACAACGUUACAUGUCGCUACCGAAUUUGAAAACUGCCAGAACAGCAACGAUGAUUUACACGAUCGGGAUAAGUUUAUUCGUCUCCGUUUGCUGUUAUUGUGGUCUUUUGGUGUACGCAGCAUAUGCACAUUGUGAUCCCAUGACUGCAGGCCUCAUCAAAGCUGACGAUCAAUUACUUCCCGUGUACGUGAUGCAAACUGUAGGACAUCUUCAUGGCAUUCCCGGAUUAUUUAUCGCGGGAGUUUUUGGUGCUGCGCUUUCAUCGCUUUCUGUCGUCUUGAAUUCAACCUCAGCUGUUUUGUACGAAGACAUUUUAAAGGGAGUUUUUAAAAUAAAUCCUUCCGAACGAAAUGCGGCGAUUUUUGUCAAAGGAAGUAUCCUCGUUUUGGGCGCUUUGGCGAUGGGAUGUCUCUUUAUCGUCGAAAAACUCGGCGGAAUUUUGGGAGUUGCGACUUCGUUAUCAGCUAUUGCCGCCGGAACUACCUUUGGAGUCUUCUUUCUCGGCAUGCUCGUGCCAUGGGCGAACGAAAAAGGCGCUUUUGUCGGUGCAAUUUGCGGCGCUUUCAUGUCCGGAUGGGUUUCAAUUGGAUCACAAGCGAUGGCAGCUGCGGGAAAAUUAGUUUCGCAAAAACUCGAGGUCAUGGUAGAUCAAUGCCCCAUCGAAUUAGGAAAUGUAACGGCAACUCUUCCUCCCGAAAUUGACGAAAGUGAAGUUUUUGCACUUUAUCGGUUGUCAUUUCAUUGGAUAAAUCCCAUUGGAGUGUUCACCGUUGUCAUUAUAGGAACGUUAGUUUCGUAUUUCACGGGAGGCAGAGACCUAAAAACGAUCGAUCCGGAACUCAUCUCGCCAAUUAUCCACAGAUUCCUUCCCAAAGAGUGCUUUACCAACUUUGGACAAUCCGUAAAAGCGAAAAAAUCCUAUGGAAGUUGCUCCGAACCGCUUCAUGACAUCAAUAUCGCGUGCAUCACGAGCAACAAUUCACAAACUUGCCUUCCGCAUCAUCAAAAAGUCGAGAGAACCGACAGCGAAUGUCAAAUUGUGGGCGAGAGAUGAUCCGGGUUUUUAAUUUUUUUAGGUUUUUAGUCAAUUCUUAAACGAAAAAUAACAAAGAUCUUACUGUGAUAUUUUUAACCCUGAUCGUCGAGACCUCAAGUUCAAUCUUUUUAUAAGGAAAUUUUGUACGGAGAUAAUUUUAAAUAAAAAAUAGUACUUCA